AUGUAUGCCAGACUGUCAACGUGGUUUGCGACCAUCGCCAUUCUCGCGCAGAUUGCAAAUAGCCAAACAGUCAUAAUCACCAAUGGCACCAUUCACGGAGUAAACGACCCGGUAAAAAACGUACAGCGCUUUCUUGGUAUUCCAUACGCCCAGCCUCCAGUCAGAAAUCUCCGGUUACAGCAAUCAAUUCCUCUCGACUCUUCGUUUGGCACCUUGAACGCGACUGCUUUUGGUCCGGCUUGCUACGGAAAAAAUAAUCCUAACCCUAGCGAAGAUUGCCUCACGUUGAAUAUUUGGAGACCAUCAAAUGUUGCCAAUGCGGCUAAAGACACUUUACUCCCUGUUUUAGUAUGGUUCUAUGGCGGUGGAUUGUCUGCAGGGUACACUUCGGACCCGCGGUUCGAAGGCACGAAUCUCAUUCGAACAUCGACCGAGAUCGACAAGCCUAUUCUUCUCGUUUCAGUGAACUACCGUCUCGGACCUCUUGGAUUUCUCAACGGGAGGCAAAUGUCAGACUUGGGACUACUCAACUUGGGUAUGUUGGAUCAGCGUCUGGCUCUGCACUGGAUUCAGGAAAAUAUCAAGGCCUUUGGAGGUGACCCGAAGAAAGUGACCCUUGCAGGAGAAUCAGCCGGCGCUGUAUCAAUAUACUCUCACAUGAUGGCCUACGGCGGCCGCGAUGACGACCUCUUUCGAGGCGUCAUUAUGGAAAGUGGAGGAGCUUUCCCAUUGACAGGACCAGACACAUCUGCUUUCCAAGCGACGUUUGACUCUCUUAUUCGCAACACAACCUGCAGCUCUGUAGCCAAUGCAUCCGCCGCUGCACAAUUGGAUUGUAUUAGAGGCCUCCCGAUUUCCGUGUUUAUGAGCAGUGUUGGGUCUAGCACCGGACAGUCGAUUGAUGGGUCGUUCACGCAGACGUCCAUACAGUUUGCCUUGUCUGCAGGCAAAUAUGUCAAGGUUGCGACUAUUGUUGGAUCGAAUACCGAUGAGGGCACGACAUCUGCACCAACGGCUAUCAAUACAACCGAGCAAUUAUGGGGGCCUGUGUCGCAAGGGUAUUUCCGCCCGAAAACUCUCCCCAACUCAACCGUCGAAACACUCUUAAAGCUCUAUCCCACCGAUCCUAGACUGGGCUGUCCGUACAACACCGGCAACGUAAAGCUCACUUCCGGGUCUCUAGACAAGCAAGCAUGCUCAAUCUUUGGCGAUAUCGUGCAGGUAGGACCAGCACGGAUGAUUACACAGGAAAUCGCUAAGCACAAUGGCAAUGUUCCCGUCUAUCGGUAUCGGUUUGACCAGCUGCCUCACAACACAAGUAGCUUGGCCAAGGGAAUCACAACUGGGUUGGAACAGAAUUACGUGUUUUCAAAUCUUGUGGCCGAUUUUCCCUGGGAUCAGGCGCUGGCAAGAGAAAUGACGAGUGCCUGGGUGUCUUUUGCGUAUAGUCUCGAUCCUAAUCCCGGACAAGAUUCAACGCUGCCGUACUGGCCAGAGUAUAUGCAUGGAGCACAAAGUAUUGUGUUCAAUGCGUUUGGCUCGACUAUUGAGACGGACGAUUAUAGAAAGGAAGGGAUUAAUUACAUUAUCAAAAAUGUCUUGCCGUAUGGUGCGCAGUAG
Talaromyces amestolkiae is the source of this 1620-nucleotide messenger RNA. RefSeq lists its product as uncharacterized. The record is from RefSeq and is a predicted model, not a curated record. The transcript has 8 exons. NCBI's taxonomy places the organism in Eukaryota, Fungi, Ascomycota, Eurotiomycetes, Eurotiales, Trichocomaceae. Bases 1 to 1620 code for a protein of 539 amino acids.